Thamnophis sirtalis is the source of this 1827-nucleotide messenger RNA. The record is from RefSeq and is a predicted model, not a curated record. NCBI's taxonomy places the organism in Eukaryota, Metazoa, Chordata, Lepidosauria, Squamata, Natricidae.
UCGGCGCCACUGCUGGCUGCCUCGUAGGAAAUAGUCGGGCGUGGAAGCUCGACGUGUCCGGAAAGGUGUCCGCUGCUUUGGCUCCAGGGCGCGUCAGCUCUUCUCUUUCGUCCUGCCAAAGGUGCGCUCCGCCCGGGCACCAUGCUCGACCCGUCCUCCAGCGAGGAAGAGUCCGACGAGGUGCUGGAGGAAGAGAGGCGGGACCUGCUGGGGGUGUCCGGCGGGAGCGGCCCUUCGAACACCUCCCCGCGAGCCCUCCCGGCUGCUAGCCGGGACUCCGGGCGCCAGGGCAGCGGCGGCGGCGUGGCGACCCGGUCGGUGAGCCCCAGCCCAUCGCUGCGGAGCGAAGGUAGAGAAGAGCAGGAGCGGCUGCAGAGAGAGGAGAGGGAGAAGCGGCUCCGGCUGCAGCUUUACGUCUUCAUCGUCAGGUGCAUCGCUUAUCCGUUUAACGCCAAACAGCCGACAGACAUGGCCCGGCGGCAGCAGAAGCUGAACAAACAACAACUACAAGUGGUGAAAGAGCGGUUUCAGGCAUUUCUAAAUGGAGAGACGCAGAUUGUGGCUGAUGAAGCUUUUUGCAAUGCGGUUCGAAGUUACUAUGAAGUUUUUCUCAAGAGUGACCGAGUUGCCAGGAUGGUCCACAGCGGUGGAUGCUCAGCAAAUGAUUUCAGAGAUAUUUUUAAGAAGAACAUAGAAAAAAGAGUCCGGAGCUUGCCUGAGAUAGAUGGAUUAAGCAAAGAGACUGUGCUAAGUUCUUGGAUAGCCAAAUAUGAUGCCAUUUACAGGGGGGAAGAGGAUCUGUACAAACAGUCCACUAGGAUGGCUUUAAGUGCUGUAUCUGAACUCAUCUUAAGCAAAGAACAACUAUAUGAGAUGUUCCAGCAGAUUCUAGGAGUAAAGAAAUUGGAGCAUCAAUUGAUCUAUAAUGCCUGUCAAUUGGACAAUGCAGAUGAGCAAGCUGCCCAGAUCAGACGAGAGCUUGAUGGGCGCCUCCAAAUGGCUGAUCAAAUGGCAAAAGAAAGAAAAUGUCCAGAGUUCAUAGCAAAAGAAAUGGAGCACAUGUUUAUAGAAGAACUACGGUCUUCAGUGAAUUUGCUGAUGGCAAAUUUGGAAAGUCUUCCAGUUUCUAAAGGUGGACCAGAGUUUAAAUUACAGAAGUUAAAGCGAUCACAGAAUUCUGCUUUCUUGGACAUAGGAGAUGAAAAUGAGGUUCAGCUGUCAAAAUCGGAUGUGGUGCUAUCAUUCACAUUGGAGAUUGUUAUAAUGGAAGUUCAAGGCUUAAAGUCUCUAGCUCCAAGCCGUAUUGUUUACUGUACAAUGGAAGUAGAAGGAGGAGAGAAACUUCAAACAGACCAAGCUGAAGCUUCAAGACCACAAUGGGGAACCCAAGGGGAUUUUACCACAACCCAUCCUCGGCCUGUCGUCAAAGUGAAACUUUUUACAGAAAGCACAGGGGUCCUGGCACUUGAAGAUAAAGAGCUAGGAAGGGUUGUGUUGUACCCAACUUCCAAUAGCUCAAAGUCAACAGAGCUGCAUAAAAUGUUAGUCCCUAAAAACAGCCAAGAUUCUGAUUUGAGGAUAAAAUUAGCAGUAAGAAUGGAUAAGCCACCACACAUGAAGCAUUGUGGGUAUUUGUAUGCCCUUGGACAAAAAGUUUGGAAAAGAUGGAAAAAGCGCUACUUUGUUCUUGUGCAGUGUGAGGCUCAAAAGGCUUUAGUGUGCGCUGGUGUAGAGAGGCACCAUAUGGAUAAUGGAAGUGGCCUCCCUGUGGAGGCUUCUGAAUAUGCUUUGAAUAAACCGUAUGCCAUUUCAAAUGCAGUGGCCUGA